Musca domestica (house fly) is the source of this 2863-nucleotide messenger RNA. It is a transcript of the gene LeuRS-m, whose product is annotated as leucine--tRNA ligase, mitochondrial. The transcript is spliced from 4 exons. Gene Ontology annotation, cellular component: mitochondrion. Gene Ontology annotation, biological process: mitochondrial translation; leucyl-tRNA aminoacylation. Bases 75 to 2690 code for a protein of 871 amino acids. The record is from RefSeq and is a predicted model, not a curated record. Lineage: Eukaryota; Metazoa; Arthropoda; Insecta; Diptera; Muscidae. Gene Ontology annotation, molecular function: leucine-tRNA ligase activity; ATP binding.
CUAGACUAUCGACUAUAUAAUUGUUUUUGUUUAGCAUCAUUCUUUCGAAAUUUAUUAAUUAAAGUAACAUUAAUAUGAAUAUAUUUCUACGGAAAGGUCUAUUACAACAAAUAACUAACAUCUCCAGAAGACGAUGGCUGACGCAGGCUUGUACGGAAUCUAAAAGUUCAGAACUGACAAAAGAUGUAAAACAUCGCAUCGAACAGCAUUGGAGAAGUUCUCUUGGUCAGGGUAACUUUGAUCUAAAAGGAUUGGACAAUAAGUUUUACGUUCUGUCGAUGUUUCCCUAUCCCUCGGGAAAUUUACAUAUGGGCCAUGUGCGAGUAUAUACUAUCAGCGAUACUGUGGCACGAUUUCAGCGUAUGUGUGGCUUUAAUGUCUUCCAGCCAAUUGGAUGGGACGCUUUUGGUUUGCCUGCUGAGAAUGCAGCAAUACAGCGUGGCAUUGAGCCGAAAGUAUGGACGGAACAUAAUAUUGCCCAAAUGAAGAAACAAUUAGAAGAUUUGGGAUGUUCCUUUGAUUGGAAACAUGAAAUGUCGACAUGUAGCCCAGAGUACUAUCGAUGGACACAAAAGUUGUUUCUCAUGCUGCACAAAGAAGGAUUAGCUUAUCAGAAUGAAGCUCUGGUAAACUGGGAUCCCAUUGACAAGACUGUACUGGCAGAUGAGCAAGUGGACGCCAAUGGUUGUUCGUGGAGAUCGGGAGCAAAGGUGGAGAAGAAACUUUUGAAGCAGUGGUUUAUAAAAACUACUGCAUUCGCUGAACAACUUUUGGACGGUUUGGAUGACCCAACACUUAUCGAUUGGCGCGAUAUAAUAAAUCUGCAAAGACAUUGGAUAGGAGAAUGUGAUGGUUAUGGCUUCCAAUUAUUGACAUCGGCAUCCAUUAUUUUGAGAUUGUGGACGGCAAAUCCUGAGCAUUUUAAAGAUCCAAAUGCGUUUGUUGUACUUAAAACCAGCCACUAUCUGGCCAAAGACAAAAGCAACUCGUUUAGCAUUACAAUUGAAAAUCCUUUUACAGGUACCAUAAUGCCGGUUAUAUUUAGUGAUGCACCAGUAUUUGCGGAUAAGUGUGAUGUAUAUUUAGCUGCGCCUAGUUUUCGGGAUGAGGAUAAAGAAUUACAAGAGUCUUUGAGUUUAUCUUUCUUCGCAAAUGAGGAGUUGAAAAUUGAAAAGAAAAAUGUAGAACAAAUGCGACUACAGGUGUUGGAAACCGCCAAGAGACUAAGAUUGGGAGGUUAUAAAGUAUCGUCAAAACUACAAGACUGGCUAAUAUCAAGACAGCGUUACUGGGGAACACCAAUACCCGUUAUACACUGUGAUAUGUGCGGUGUAGUUCCAGUUCCUGACGAAGACCUCCCUGUUAUACUGCCGGAAAAAUCAGAAAUUGAUAAAAAUCGCGAAGAGGCACUUAAAUGCACCUGUCCCAAAUGUCAAAACCCAAAUGCCAUAAGGGAGUCAGAUACCAUGGAUACGUUUGUAGACUCUUCCUGGUAUUAUUUGCGUUUUUUGGAUCCAGAAAAUACAAAAAGUAUAUUCGAUGAAAAUGUCAUAUCUAAAGUUAUGCCAGUCGAUUUGUACAUUGGAGGGAAGGAACACGCCGUCUUGCAUUUGUAUUAUGCUCGCUUCAUGAACCAUUUUCUACAUUCACAAGGUCUUGUAAACUGUUCCGAACCAUUUUCACGCCUACUAGUCCAGGGAAUGGUGAUGGGCCGUUCAUUCCGCGUUAAAGGCAGUGGACGUUACGUACAAGAGCAUGAAGUUGAGAUUGUAAAUAGCAAAAAGAACCAGGCAGUUUUGAAGGAAACCAAAGAACCAGUGGUAAUGACAUGGGAGAAAAUGUCUAAAUCAAAAAUGAAUGGGGUUGAUCCUACCGACAUGUUUCGAGAUUAUGGAACUGAUACCACGCGACUGAUCAUAUUGGCCGAUGUGGCACCCACUUCACACAGGAAUUGGUCCAGUGCGACAUUUCCCGGGAUUCUGAAUUGGCAGAAACGCCUUUGGCUAACAGUAAAUGAGUUCUGCGAAUUACGAUCUUCCCCGGAAGAAGUCAAAGCUGAUAUUAAUUCCAAAGAAUUCCAAGAAGAGGAGGACAAAAUGUUUGAUGCCAGAAAUUUCUACGUUAAGGGUGCCACAUUCAAUUAUCGUCACACUCAUCAGCUAAGUGUGGCUAUAUCCAAAAUGCAGGGCCUUACAAAUUCGCUAAGACGCGUCGCUAAACCUGUUAUGCGUUACAGCAAACAGUAUGAACGUGCUUUGGCCUCACAAAUUAUUAUGUUGGCACCUAUGGCUCCACAUUUCGCGUCGGAGUUGUGGUCCAAGUUUGCUUCUGCCAGUAAUCGCAUUAAUUCAUCAUCAACCGAGUUACAGUGGGACAAAGAUGUAUUGUCACAGAAGUGGCCCGAAAUUGAUCAACACUACCAGUUGGAUUUGGCUAUCAAAGUAAACGGCUUUGAAAAUUGUUGCAUUAAAAUUCCUCGUAGUCAUAUCGAUAAAGUAACACACAACGAUGCUUUGGAUUUGGCAUUUAAUACGGACUCAGUAACGUCAUAUUUAAUAGACAAAAAGAUUCGCACAACAAAUUUUGUUUUAUAUCCGGGCAUUGAAGCAAUUCUUAAUAUUUAUGUGGACAAGGUGAAAGAGGAAAAGAAAACGUCUUCGGAAAAAGCCACUGAAGAUGUUGGACAUUAGUAUAUAAUUAAUAUUACAAUUUUUUGUCUAUGGUUACACUUACAAUAGGUAAUUGUUUAUAAUGGUAAUUUAUGUUUAUAUUUAAGUAUACUUUUGAAAAUAAGAAUUUACACAUACUAACACUUUGAAAAUGUAAAAAGAAUAAAGCUAUAGAAAUUCAAAGCAGUUAAAAA